Molecule: messenger RNA, 3543 nt
Organism: Acaromyces ingoldii
Lineage: Eukaryota; Fungi; Basidiomycota; Exobasidiomycetes; Exobasidiales; Cryptobasidiaceae
Exons: 4
Coding region: 79-3480 (1133 amino acids)
Biological process (GO): mismatch repair
Cellular component (GO): nucleus
Molecular function (GO): ATP-dependent DNA damage sensor activity; mismatched DNA binding; ATP binding
Source: RefSeq, a predicted model, not a curated record
CCAACACCUCACUCUCGCGCCUCGUUUUCGCUCUUCUCCAUCCAUCGACGGGGGGAGCCCUGUGGUCCAUUGGCAGCGAUGGCGCCUUCUUCUUCGUCGUCGUCGUCUGCAAAUGGCGGGGCCAAGAAGAAUGGGCUUAUAUCGUCGUACUUUGCUCCCAAGGGCGCCCCUCCAGAUGCGAGCGCUUCUUCAAGCAAGAGCGUGGCGAGUGCGCUGCAAAAAAAGAGGCCACCUUCGCCUUCGCCUCCGCCUGCUCCUGCGAGAAGCAAGCUGCCAAAGACAAGUGUCGAAGGCAAGGACGGUGAUGGGAGUGGAGUCAGCAGAAUGGACCGAUGGAAGCUUGGCAGCGCAGCAGCGACCGCGCCCCGACCAUCAGCGGCGAGAAGACCUGUUGCACGCGCUGAGCCAGAGGCCAUCGACGUCGACAUCGAGAGCGGCGGUGACGACGAUGACGAUGCUGGAUCAGUCUCUCCCAUGUCCGGCGUGGAGGAAGAAAUACCAGCAGCGAGUCGGUUUGAACGCUUUGCUGCUACCCCAGCACCAACUCGGUCCAGUAGCAAGGGCAAGGAGGUGGACAAGGAUGUUGCGAACAAUGACUCAACGAUGCUUGCGAUGCUGAAACGCAACAGAAAGGGCCAGCUUAUCGCCCCCGAUGGUACACCUUAUACGCCCCUGGAGACGCAGUACCUCGAACUGCGCAGGCAGCAUCCCGGCGUGGUGCUGUGCGUCGAGGUUGGCUACAAGUUCAAGUUCUACGGUGACGAUGCCCACAUCGCCUCGCGCGAGCUCAACAUAGCCUGUUUCAAAGACAAGCAUCUCUGGUCGGCCAUCAUUCCCACCCACCGCCUCCACUACCACGUCAAACGGCUUCUCGCUGCCGGUCACAAGGUCGGCGUGAUUCGCCAGACGGAAACGAGGGCGCUCAAGGCUGCGUCGGCCAAUGCGUCCAAGCCCUUUGCGAGAGAUCUCACGGAGCUCUACACAGCCUCGACGUGGGUUGACAGCCUGGACACCGGAACAGGAGCACAGGGUGACCCGGAAGAGACGAUUGGCAAUCCGAGCGCGACGAGAAGCCUCGUCUCCAUUGUGGAAAGGAGAGAGGGCGCCAGUGGGCCAGACGAGAGGGUCUCCAUUGGCCUCAUCGCUAUUCAGGUUUCGACGGGCAUUGUGACGUAUGACCAAUUUACCGACGGGAAUAUGCGGCCGGACCUCGAGACUCGUCUGGCCCACCUGCAACCAGCAGAGAUCAUUGCGCCACCCUCGGAGUCGCUGUCCAAGCAGACGGACAAGCUCAUUAAGUACAUUGCAGGACAGACCAGUUCCGGCUCAGCAGGCAAUGGCAUCGACAGGGUCCGAUUGGAGCGCAUCGAUGCGUCUCCCAGCUUCAACGAGGCUCUUUCGGCCGUGGGCGAUUUUUACGCAAAGCAAGGCAUGGAAAAGGAGGAGGCCAAGACGAUGGGAAAUCUGACCGAGAAGCCGAUGGAUCCAGAAAAGAUUCUCUCGGUCGUCGUGCACCUUCCCCAGCUCGCCCUCGUGGCUCUGGCUGGAGCCAUCAAGCACCUAGAGACAUUCGGCCUGGCCUCCAUCUUUCGACUGGCUACCAACUUUGCCAGCUUCGGCAGCCGGAACGAGAUCCUGCUUAGCGGCAACACUCUCUCCAACCUCGAGAUAUUCCGCAACAAUACAGACGGACGAGAGAAGGGCUCCUUGCUCUGGCUCCUUGCCUCGGGCUGCAAGACAUCACUGGGCAGAAGGCUCCUCAAGCGGUGGCUCGGUCGGCCUCUGACCAACAUCGAAGCUCUCUCCCAGCGGAGCGAGGCCGUUGGCGUCCUAGCGGAGGGGACAACUGGCAAGUCAGACAGUCAAACGCUGCACCUGGUGGCAAAGAUACCGUCAAUGCUCCAGAACCUGCCAGACCUUGAGAGAGGCCUUGCUAGGCUCAGCUACGAUCGAGCGACACCGACGGAGCUGGCCACGAUCUUCCUCUCGCUCAAUCGGCUCACGCACGAAUAUGGCGCAGACGAUGUGCCGGAGGAAAUGAGGUCCAAAGUGCUGCAGGAUGCCUUCGCCUCGCUUCCAAAGGGCAGGCAGCUCGUUGAAGAGACGCUGUCCGCCAUCUCGAUUUCAGAGGCGCGCAAGAACGACAAGCGGAAUCUUUUUACUGAUCCAGACCGUUACCCGGCUGUCCAAGACGCAAAAGAUCUCAUCGCUGUUGUUGACAGCGAGCUCGACGAGCACCUCAGCGAGCUGCGCAAGUUUCUUCGCAAUCCGAGACUCAAGUACGCAACGGUGGCCCAAGAAGAAUAUCUGAUUGAGGUGCGCACAACGCUGGCAAAGGAAAUGCCCGAGUCGUGGCAACGUAUCAACAGCACCAAGGCCUAUGUCCGCUACCGCACGCCAACGAUUGUCGAUCUCAUGAAAAAGAGGAACCAGCUUCAGGAGACGCUCGACAAGGAAGCCGACAGAGCGUUUGCCCUCUUCACGUCAGAGCUCUGUGAGAAGCACUACUCGCUCCUGAGAAGCAUGAUAGUAGGCUUGGCCACACUCGAUGCACUUGCUAGCCUUGCUACCGUGGCGACACUGCCGGGAUACUCAAGGCCGGCCUUUGUCGAAGGGGGAGACUGUCUCGAGCUCGAGGGUUUCAGACAUCCCAUGACUGAGACGUUGCAAGAUGACUACGUGCCCAAUGACAUUACACUGGGUGAGGACUCGUCCGACGGUGCGCGCGGUGUCCUUCUCACCGGCAGCAACAUGGGCGGAAAAUCCUCGACUGUACGCGCCAUUGCUCUCAUCGUUGUCAUGGCCCAGCUCGGCUCCUUUGUGCCCGCCACCUCGGCCAAGCUGUCGUUACGCGACGCCGUGCUGACGCGCAUGGGUGCCUCGGACGAGCUCGCCAAGGGCCGAUCCACGUUUAUGGUCGAGGUGCAGGAGACGUGCGACAUCAUGGCUGUCGCCACGCGCCGCAGCCUCGUCAUUCUCGAUGAACUCGGACGAGGGACGAGCACGCACGACGGCACGGCCAUUGCUGAAGCCGUCCUCGUCCACCUUCUCUCGAGGGAGCCGGAGCGCCAGCCGACGCUCUUUUUCGUCACGCACUUUGCCAAUCUGGGCAAGUGGACCUUUGACCAGGGCGGCGAGCUGGCACUGCGCGGCAUGCACAUGGCCUACCUCGAGAAUCACGCCGAAGGCGAAGAAGGCUUCUCGGCCACCGAGGAGGACGGCGACGAGAUUACGUUUCUGUACAAGCUCAAGAGCGGGUUGGCCAGAAAAAGCUUUGGCAUCCACUGUGCGCGCCUGGCGGGCUUGCCAAAGGCCCUCACGGUCAAGGCGAGCGAGAUGGCCGACGACAUGGAGGCCGGCGUGAAGGAGAAGAGGAACAAGGGAGAAAAGCGGAGGCUGGUCAGGGUCUGGAAGCGGCUGAUGGAGGGAGAGUCUAUCGAAGAGGGCGAAGUGGACAGAGUCUUGAAGCGAGAAGAGUAAUAAUGUAUUUUCUGCGGUGCGCUCAUCCCCUAUCAUGGGAGACGGUAAUUAAUGGGUCGAUGU